AUGGACUGGGAUUCGACCCCAACCGAGGCCGCGGACUCCGAGUCGCUGCGCCGGGAGAUCCUGAAGCACAGGCAAGUCGGCAUCAAGGCUCUGGCCUGGACGCCCCUCCCAGGGGGCAAUGGCGUGAAGACAUGGUCCGCGCCUGAACAUCACGUCAUCUCUUUGAUGUUCCUCCCCAGCAGGUCGAGCAUCACGGAGGCGAGCCAGAGCUUCCGCAUCCCCGCUUACAAUGCCUCCCGGGAGACCCCGGCCCAGGGCACCCGCACCCUGCGCUUCCUGGGCGUGGACCCGGACGCCGAGGGCACCCCCGGCGAGCAGUACGACUUUUCCCAGCUCACCCUGUCCGACCUGCUCCUGUACACCUACCCCUGGCUGAGCGGCGCGGCCCUCGCGCUGGGCCUGGCGGUGCUGGCGGCGGGGCACUACGCGCUCUCCGGCCCACACACGCUGCGCCUGCUGCCCACCCUGGCGCACGCCGCCCUGGCCCUCCUGGGCGUCAACUUUGUGCGGGGCCUGCUGACACGCGACUCCCACGCCUCGCUGGCCGGCUCCGGCCUCGCCACGCGCGCCGCCGACGCGGCGGCCACGGCCGUGCACCUAUCCGCCGCCGCACACGACCGCCUGCUGACGGCGCGUGACCCGGCGCUGGCGCUGCGCAGCGCGCUGGCGCUGUGGGGCCUCACCCGCGUCGGCCAGGUGCUGGGCGCCUGGUCGGCGCUCACCGUGGGGUUCGUGGCCGCCUUCACGCUGCCGGCGCUGGCCGCAGCGCAUGCGGAGCGCCUAUCGGCAGCAUGGCGGGCGCUCGGCGCGGCCGCCGAGACCAGGAGCAAUGCGCUGGGGCUGACCCGCCGCCACAAGGCCCUGGCCCUGGUCGCAGCCCUGACGGCCCUGUGGCUCGUCUCCGGCUGGGCCACGCGCGGCGCGGCGCUGCUGGCAGGCGGCCUGGCGGCGCGAUGCCACCUGCGCCCCGCCGAGCUCGACGCCAUUGCCGCUCAUGCAGAGCCGUACACCCAGUCUGUGCGGAAGAAGGCGCGGCGCAUCUCGCGAGCGGCGGCGGGCUUCGCCACCUCCCGGCUGGGCAUGCCCAGCGCGACCAAGCCCCGGCGCCAGUAG
This is a messenger RNA of Auxenochlorella protothecoides, 1113 nucleotides long. RefSeq lists its product as hypothetical. Bases 1 to 1113 code for a protein of 370 amino acids. The record is from RefSeq and is a predicted model, not a curated record. Lineage: Eukaryota; Viridiplantae; Chlorophyta; Trebouxiophyceae; Chlorellales; Chlorellaceae. The transcript has 3 exons.